Messenger RNA from Ochotona curzoniae (black-lipped pika), 9481 nucleotides. RefSeq names its product unc-79 homolog, NALCN channel complex subunit (gene UNC79). Lineage: Eukaryota; Metazoa; Chordata; Mammalia; Lagomorpha; Ochotonidae. The coding region runs from base 686 to 8476 and encodes 2596 amino acids. Gene Ontology annotation, molecular function: protein binding. The transcript is spliced from 49 exons. The record is from RefSeq and is a predicted model, not a curated record.
GCGCGGCGCGCCGGGAGGCCAUGCUGAGGGUUCCUCCCGCACUUCCUUCCUCGGGAGCAUCCUCGCCGCCCUCCGGCCCCGGCCCUCUCCAGCCCGCCCCGGAUCCGCCUCCCUCUCCUUCCUCCCAGAGGUUGAGACGAAGCGCGGGACGCACCUGGGUCCCUCUGCGGCCGCCCCGCUGAGGCCCCGGGGGCUGCGCUGGCGAGCAGGAUUUACAGGCCCGGAGAACGCCAAUGGGAGCUCCAAAUGGUCGGGGACUCCGGCACUUUAAGAGGCUUUUCUCUGGGAAACACCCGUCCCCUCCGUGCGCCUUAUGAAUGGAAAUACUCCUCCCCCGGUCGAGCCCAUUUUCCCAUUUCACCAGGAGCCGCAGCCUGCGCUCUCCUUUCGGUCUCCCCGCCCACAUCAACGCGGGCAGCUCCAGGAGGGGACGGACAGGAAGCCUUUGGCCGCCUAUUAAAUCCCACCCAUUUCUCCGGGGGCGAUUUCCUAACCUUCCGGGACCGAAUUCUGCAAUUUGAUGUGCGUUUUGUCCGAAUGGUAGCGACACGGGCCUAAGGGAGGGGGAAAGCGAGGGGGUGGGGGGUGGGGGGUAUGCGCUCUUUUCCUCGCAACAUCGCUGGCGGAGCGAGGGAGCUCACACGACACAGAUUUUGGGGCAAAGCCUUUCCAUCUGGACAGCACCAUGUCCACCAAAGCGGAGCAGUUUGCUUCCAAGAUUCGGUACCUACAAGAAUACCAUAACCGAGUUCUUCACAACAUUUACCCUGUCCCGUCAGGAACAGAUAUUGCAAACACGCUGAAAUACUUUUCUCAAACCUUGUUAAGCAUUUUGUCCCGCACAGGGAAGAAGGAAAACCAAGAUGCCUCCAAUUUGACAGUGCCCAUGACCAUGUGUCUUUUUCCUGUGCCAUUCCCACUCACCCCAUCUCUAAGACCGCAGGUCAGUUCCAUCAACCCUACUGUUACUCGCUCCCUCCUUUACAGCGUCCUGCGAGAUGCUUCCUCAGAGCGCGGCCCGCAAAGUCGUGAUGCUCAGUUGUCAGACUACCCUUCUCUGGACUACCAAGGCCUCUACGUGACUUUGGUGACUCUCCUGGAUCUAGUUCCUUUACUACAGCAUGGCCAACACGAUCUUGGACAGUCAAUCUUUUAUACAACGACAUGUUUGCUACCCUUUCUCAAUGAUGAUAUCCUAAGUACUUUGCCCUACACGAUGAUAUCCACGUUAGCUACCUUUCCUCCAUUUCUGCACAAGGAUAUUAUUGAAUAUCUCAGCACAUCUUUUCUACCAAUGGCUAUAUUGGGUUCCUCAAGGAGAGAAGGAGUCCCCGCCCACGUCAACCUGUCCGCAUCCUCCAUGCUCAUGAUUGCAAUGCAGUACACGUCCAACCCAGUGUAUCAUUGUCAAUUAUUGGAAUGCCUCAUGAAAUAUAAGCAAGAAGUCUGGAAAGACCUUCUCUAUGUGAUUGCCUAUGGGCCCUCCCAGGUGAAGCCUCCAGCUGUACAGAUGCUCUUCCACUACUGGCCCAAUUUAAAACCUCCAGGGGCAAUAAGCGAGUACCGGGGGUUGCAGUACACAGCUUGGAAUCCCAUCCACUGCCAGCACAUUGAAUGCCACAAUGCAAUUAACAAACCAGCUGUGAAGAUGUGCAUAGACCCUUCUCUGUCGGUAGCUUUGGGUGAUAAGCCACCCCCACUGUACCUCUGUGAAGAAUGCAGUGAGAGGAUCGCAGGGGACCACAGCGAGUGGUUGGUUGAUGUUCUUCUGCCACAAGCUGAGAUAUCGGCUAUAUGUCAGAAAAAGAAUUGCAGUUCCCAUGUUAGAAGAGCAGUUGUCACCUGCUUUUCAGCAGGGUGCUGCGGUCGUCACGGAAACAGGCCUGUUCGGUACUGUAAGAGAUGCCACUCGAAUCAUCACAGUAGUGACGUGGGAGCUGCGGCCGAGACCCACCUCUAUCAGACCUCCCCUCCACCCAUCAACACGCGAGAGUGUGGCGCCGAGGAGCUGGUCUGCGCGGUGGAGGCUGUGAUCAGCUUGUUGAAAGAAGCCGAGUUCCACGCGGAGCAGCGAGAGCACGAGCUGAACCGCCGACGGCAGCUGGGCCUUUCUUCGUCCCACCACUCCCUGGACAACACGGACUUUGAUAACAAGGACGAUGAUAAACACGACCAGAGGCUGCUCAGCCAAUUUGGAAUAUGGUUCUUAGUGAGCCUCUGUACGCCCAGCGAGAACACGCCCACGGAGAGCCUGGCCCGGCUCGUGGCCAUGGUGUUUCAGUGGUUCCACUCCACAGCGUACAUGAUGGAUGAUGAAGUGGGAAGCUUGGUAGAGAAACUGAAGCCUCAGUUUGUCACCAAGUGGCUGAAGACUGUAUGCGACGUUCGCUUUGAUGUCAUGGUCAUGUGCCUUCUUCCCAAACCCAUGGAGUUUGCCAGGGUUGGUGGCUACUGGGAUAAAUCCUGCAGCACAGUGACGCAGCUGAAGGAAGGUCUCAACCGAAUCCUCUGCCUCAUCCCCUACAAUGUGAUCAGUCAGUCUGUGUGGGAAUGCAUCAUGCCGGAGUGGCUGGAAGCCAUCAGAACCGAAGUCCCAGAUAACCAGUUAAAAGAAUUCAGGGAAGUAUUAAGCAAAAUGUUUGACAUCGAGCUCUGUCCUCUACCUUUUUCGAUGGAAGAGAUGUUUGGCUUUAUUAGCUGUCGGUUUACAGGCUAUCCCUCCUCUGUGCAGGAGCAAGCUUUGUUGUGGCUUCAUGUGUUAUCGGAGUUAGAUAUCAUGGUUCCACUGCAGCUAUUAAUAAGUAUGUUUUCGGAUGGAGUUAAUUCUGUCAAAGAACUGGCAAAUCAAAGAAAGUCAAGAGCCAAUGAACUGGCAGGGAACUUGGCAGCUCGAAGGGUGAGUGUUGCCUCUGAUCCUGGCCGGCGAGUUCAACACAACAUGCUCAGUCCAUUUCAUAGUCCUUUCCAGAGUCCAUUUCGGAGUCCUAUGCGUAGCCCAUUUCGUAGCCCUUUCAAGAAUUUUGGGCACCCAGGAGGAAGGACUAUUGACUUUGAUUGUGAAGAUGAUGAAAUGAAUCUAAAUUGUUUCAUCCUCAUGUUUGACCUUCUCCUGAAGCAGAUGGAAUUACAAGAUGAUGGAAUCACGAUGGGUUUAGAGCACAACUUGUCAAAGGACAUCAUUUCUAUCAUAAACAAUGUCUUCCAAGCCCCUUGGGGGGGCUCUCAUACCUGUCAGAAGGAUGAAAAAGCGGUCGAGUGUAACCUCUGUCAGUUGAGUAUUCUCUGCUAUCAGCUUGCUUGUGAACUCCUGGAGAGACUAGCUCCCAAAGAAGAGAGCCGGCUGGUGGAACCCACAGACAGCCUUGAAGACAGUCUCCUCUCUUCCAGACCAGAGUUCAUCGUAGGCCCUGAAGGAGAGGAGGAGGAGAACCCUACAGGCAGGCACGGGGAGAACCCGGGCAGCCGCGCCGCACCCACGGAACCUGCUGCAAUAAAGAAUGACACUGAAAGAAAAUUUUGCUACCAGCAACUUCCUGUAACGUUGAGACUAAUCUAUACCAUUUUCCAGGAAAUGGCUAAGUUUGAAGAGCCAGACAUUCUUUUUAAUAUGCUCAGUUGCCUGAAGAUCCUCUGCUUGCAUGGAGAGUGUCUAUACAUUGCUAGGAAAGACCACCCCCAGUUUCUGGCCUACAUUCAGGACCACAUGUUGAUUGCAAGCCUGUGGAGAGUACUCAAGUCCGAGUUCUCCCAGCUGUCUUCACUGGCCGUCCCUCUCCUUCUGCAUGCGCUGUCACUUCCUCAUGGUGCUGAUAUCUUCUGGGCAAUCAUCAAUGGCAACUUCAACAGCAAAGACUGGAAGAUGAGGUUUGAAGCAGUGGAAAAAGUGGCUGUGAUUUGUAGAUUUCUGGACAUUCACUCAGUGACCAAAAACCACCUGCUGAAGUACUCCCUGGCUCAUGCUUUCUGCUGCUUCCUGACAGCUGUGGAGGAUGUCAACCCCGCGGUAGCCACCAGGGCUGGUCUGCUGCUCGACACCAUCAAGAGGCCCGCGUUGCAGGGUCUGUGUCUUUGUCUUGAUUUCCAGUUUGACACUGUGGUGAAAGACCGACCCACGAUAUUGAGCAAGCUUUUGCUCUUGCAUUUUCUUAAGCAAGACAUCCCUGCCUUGAGUUGGGAGUUCUUUGUCAACAGGUUUGAGACCCUGUCCCUGGAAGCUCAGUUACAUUUGGAUUGCAACAAAGAAUUUCCUUUUCCUACAACCAUCACUGCCGUGAGGACCAACGUGGCCAACCUCAGCGAUGCUGCCUUGUGGAAGAUUAAGAGGGCCCGCUUCGCUCGGAACCGGCAGAAGAGCGUGCGGUCCCUGAGGGACAGUGUGAAAGGGCCAGCGGAGUCCAAGAGGGCACUCUCCCUUCCCGAGACCCUGACCUCCAAAAUCCGACAACAGUCUCCCGAGAAUGACAAUACUAUCAAGGACCUGCUCCCAGAAGAUGCAGGGAUAGACCACCAGACAGUGCAUCAGCUGAUCACUGUGCUCAUGAAGUUCAUGGCCAAGGAUGAGAGCAGUGCUGAGUCGGACAUCAGCAGCGCAAAGGCCUUCAACACAGUCAAGCGGCACCUGUAUGUCCUGCUGGGCUAUGACCAACAGGAAGGUUGCUUCAUGAUUGCACCGCAGAAGAUGCGCCUGUCGACUUGCUUUAAUGCAUUUAUCGCAGGAAUUGCCCAAGUUAUGGACUAUAACAUUAAUUUGGGAAAACACCUUCUCCCCUUGGUGGUUCAGGUGCUCAAAUACUGCUCUUGUCCUCAACUGCGACAUUAUUUCCAGCAGCCACCUCGCUGUUCCCUCUGGUCCCUAAAACCGCACAUCCGGCAGAUGUGGCUGAAGGCCUUGCUUGUCAUCCUUUACAAGUAUCCAUACCGAGACUGUGAGAUCAGCAAGAUCCUGCUGCACCUGAUUCACAUCACAGUCAAUACCCUCAAUGCACAGUAUCAUAGCUGCAAGCCCCACGCCACUGCAGGACCUCUGUACAGUGACAACAGUAACAUCAGCAGAUACAGUGAGAAAGACAAAGGUGAAAUAGAACUGGCUGAAUAUAGAGACACGGGCACAUUGCAAGACAGCCUUCUACAUUGUGUCAGAGAAGAAAGCAUUCAGAAAAAAAAGCUGCGAUCCUUAAAGCAAAAGUCUCUUGAUAUAGGGAACGCAGAUUCCCUCUUGUUCACAUUAGAUGAGCAUCGCCGCAAGUCUUGUAUUGACCGCUGUGACAUAGACAAGCCUCCCGGUCAGGUGGCCUAUCUGACACAGAGACAGAGUGACCAUGCGCGUUCUAGGCAGAACUCAGCCACGAGGCCCGACCCUAUGGAGAUCCCUGAGAACCCUGCUCUGGAGGGCCUUCAGGAACCACGGAGGCCGGUAAUCCCCGAAGUUCGGUUGAACUGCAUGGAGACCUUUGAGGUGAAGGUGGACUCUCCAGGUAAGCCAGCCCCUAAAGAAGAUUUGGAUCUCAUAGAUUUGUCCUCAGAUUCCACAUCCGGCCCAGAGAAACACUCCCUCCUCUCCACAUCCGACAGUGACUCUCUCGUCUUUGAGCCCCUUCCCCCUCUCAGAAUAGUUGAGAGCGAUGAAGAGGAGGAGGUGAGGAAGCAAGGAAAUGAUGGUCCCUCCAGUAAAAACACCACCUCUUCGCCCUCCACCCCCAGCCAGCCAUCUGUCCUCAGCCUCAGCACAACCCCUCUUGUGCAAGUCAGUGUAGAGGAUUGCUCCAAAGACUUUGCUUCCAAGGACUCAGGGAACAGCCAGCCAGCAGGCACCCAGGAUGUCAUUGUCGCAGCCCUGGAAGACCCAACAGACUCCCAGGAACUGUCCAAGCCAGAGGAGCGGCAGGAGUUCUCCUGUGGCAGCCCUUUAACGCUGAAGCAGAAGCGAGACCUUCUGCAGAAGUCAGUUGCCCUCCCCCAGAUGUCGGUGGACGAGAGCCCUGAGCCCAGCACUGAGGAGGAGAGGCCUGGUGGGCUGGUGCCAAGUUCAGGGGCCAAGAUUGUCCUCCUCAAAGUUCCAGAGGAUGCUGAGAACCCAGCAGAAAGUGAGAAGCCUGAUACCAGCGCCGAGUCUGACACAGAACAGAAUCCCGAAAGGAAAGGGGAAGAGGAUGGGACAGAGGAGUCAGAGUUCAAGAUUCAGAUUGUCCCCAGGCAGAGAAAGCAGAGAAAGAUUGCUGUCAGUGCGAUCCAGAGAGAGUACCUGGAUAUCUCCUUCAACAUUCUGGACAAGCUGGGAGAGCAGAAGGAUCCAGAUCCUUCUGCGAAAGGACUUUCGACUUUGGAAAUGCCACGAGAAUCCUCCUCUGCACCUACGUUAGAAGCAGGUGUGCCUGAAACAAGUAGCCAUUCUUCCAUGACAAAACAGAUACAGCCUGGGAAACGUCAGUGUAAUGUGCCAAUGUGCCUCAACCCUGACCUGGAGGGACAGCCGCUGAGAAUGAGAGGUGCCACCAAGUCCAGCCUGCUGUCAGCACCCAGUGUAGUCAGCAUGUUUGUGCCUGCGCCUGAGGAAUUCACGGAUGAGCAGCCCACGGUGAUGACGGACAAAUGCCAUGACUGUGGGGCCAUUCUAGAAGAAUAUGAUGAAGAAACACUGGGGCUGGCCAUUGUGGUCCUCUCCACGUUCAUUCACCUAAGUCCAGACUUGGCAGCCCCGCUGUUGCUGGACAUCAUGCAGUCUGUAGGAAGGUUGGCAUCCAGCACCACUUUCUCCAAUCAGGCAGAAAGCAUGAUGGUCCCAGGCAAUGCAGCAGGGGUGGCCAAGCAGUUCCUGCGCUGUAUCUUCCAUCAGCUGGCACCCAACGGCAUCUUCCCGCAGCUGUUCCAGAGCACGAUCAGAGAUGGGACGUUUUUACGAACCCUGGCCACGUCUUUGAUGGAUUUCAAUGAGUUGAGCUCCAUCGCCGCUCUCAGCCAGCUCUUGGAGGGUCUAAAUAACAAAAAGAAUUUACCAGCAGGGGGUGCUAUGAUACGCUGUUUGGAAAACAUGGCUACUUUCAUGGAAGCUUUGCCCAUGGAUUCUCCCAGUAGCCUCUGGACUACAAUCAGCAACCAGUUCCAGACGUUCUUCGCCAAGCUGCCUUGCGUUUUACCUCUGAAGUGUUCUUUAGAUUCCAGUUUGAGAAUUAUGAUUUGCCUCUUGAAGAUACCCUCUACCAAUGCCACCAGGAGUUUGUUGGAGCCAUUUUCAAAACUGCUCAGCUUCGUAAUCCAGAAUGCUGUCUUCACGUUGGCCUACCUGGUGGAGCUGUGCGGCUUGUGCUACCGAGCCUUCACUAAGGAACGGGAUAAAUUCUACUUGUCUCGUAGCGUCGUUCUAGAACUUCUGCAGGCCCUAAAGCUCAAAUCUCCUUUACCAGACACAAACCUCCUUCUGCUUGUCCAGUUUAUCUGUGCAGAUGCUGGAACCAAACUAGCUGAGUCAACAAUCCUGAGCAAGCAAAUGAUCGCCUCUGUACCUGGAUGUGGGACAGCGGCGAUGGAGUGCGUGCGGCAGUACAUCACCGAAGUGCUGGACUUCACGGCGGACAUGCAUACGCUGACCAAACUGAAGAGCCACAUGAAGACAUGUUCCCAGCCUUUGCACGAAGAUACCUUUGGUGGACAUCUCAAAGUUGGGCUAGCUCAGAUUGCAGCAAUGGAAAUCUCCAGGGGCAACCACAGAGAUAACAAAGCUGUGAUCCGCUACCUGCCUUGGCUCUACCACCCUCCUUCGGCAAUGCAGCAAGGACCUAAGGAAUUCAUCGAGUGCGUCUCCCACAUCCGCCUGUUGUCCUGGUUGCUCCUGGGCUCGCUCACUCACAAUGCGGUGUGCCCAAACUCCUCUUCGCCCUGCCUCCCCAUACCUCUGGAUGCGGGAUCCCACAUCGCAGACCACCUGAUUGUGAUCCUGAUUGGAUUCCCAGAGCAAUCAAAGACCUCCGUGCUACACAUGUGCUCGCUCUUCCACGCCUUCAUCUUCGCUCAGCUCUGGACCGUGUAUUGCGAGCAAAGCGCCGUCGCCACAAAUGUGCAGAACCAGAAUGAAUUCAGCUUCACGGCCAUCUUGACGGCGUUGGAGUUUUGGAGCAGGGUCACUCCCAGCAUCCUGCAGCUCAUGGCCCAUAACAAAGUGAUGGUAGAAAUGGUGUGUCUCCAUGUGAUUAGUUUAAUGGAGGCAUUACAAGAAUGCAAUUCAACCAUUUUUGUCAAGCUCAUACCUAUGUGGCUGCCAAUGAUUCAGUCCAAUAGCAAGCACUUACCCGCGGGCCUCCAACUUCGCCUCCAGGCCAUUCAGACCAACGUGAACCACCAUAGCCUAAGGACGCUGCCCGGCUCGGGCCAGAGCAGUGCUGGCCUCGCAGCCCUCCGCAAGUGGCUGCAGUGCACCCAGUUCAAAAUGGCGCAGGUGGAGAUCCAGUCCUCGGAAGCAGCCUCGCAGUUCUAUCCUCUUUGAGCGGACUCCUCGGCUCUCAGUGUCAACACUCUGGUUUAGCAAUAAUGGGUUUCAAAAACAAAACAAUUUGAUCCAAGCAGGUUGGGGAACAUAUUGGUACUGUACCUUCUCUUUCUAGUUUAGUAAAAGGACGCGCAGAGGCCAGAGAGGGCCAACAAGAAGCUUUCUUGCUACACACAUUUCUGAUGACUCCUUGGGCUAUCUGAUUAAGUGUUUCCUUACAUUAUUUUUUAAGAAAAAAAAAAAAACCAAAUCAUUUUUCUUUAACUAACUUCUAUUUUUUUUAAGAAAAAAAAAUAGACUGGCGGGUACUCACAGAACAGUUGUCUAAGCCCCCUGUUGCUAUUUUUGAUGAUAGAGAAUAAAUAGGGUUUUUGAAACCUUUGUAGUGUUUUUUCUUAAAAUCCACUCUUGGCAAUGCAAUAAAAAACAAACAAACAAAAAACCGUCACCAUAAGCCAGGAACACCUGACUGAUGCUUUUUUGUCAUAAUCCUGGGAAAAGUGGCAGCUUGCGAGGAACAUUACAAAGUGCACUUAGAAAUUAGGUGGUCAAACCGUGCCAAUGGUGUUUGUUGUUUUAUAACCUCAUUUUCCAAAACUGUCUAGUACAUUUUAUUAUUUUUAAAACUAGUCUUUUUUUUUUCCAAUUCAUUUGUUCCAGGCUGUACUCUCUUGUAAGCUUUAUGACAACCACUUUAGUUUUGUGAAGAAUAAAUUUUAUUCUUUGGUUAUAGACUCAUAUACAAGUCCAUUACAACAGCAGGUUGCUUAUUGGGUCAGACGAAUGCCACGCUGGCACAGGGCACCACGUGGGGAGUGACAGUUCAUAAGACGGCCUCCUAGGAGCGUCAGCCCCGAGACCUGUCAGCACUGACCGCUAGCAUCUGACUGUGCGUUCCAAAUGAAAUCUCUCUCCUUCGUCCCUGUAAUGCACUGACUUAAAAGAAGACUUACUACAUCUUGAAGCUGUAUAUUGAUAUGCUAUUAAAUGCAUUUUUUUAUU